Molecule: messenger RNA, 10394 nt
Organism: Xyrichtys novacula (pearly razorfish)
Lineage: Eukaryota; Metazoa; Chordata; Actinopteri; Labriformes; Labridae
Source: the annotation of a GenBank genome assembly
AUGGAGGCCAUCAAGAAGAAGAUGCAGAUGCUGAAGCUGGACAAGGAGAACGCCAUCGACAGGGCGGAGCAGGCUGAGACGGAUAAGAAGGCAGCGGAAGACAAAUCCAAGCAGGUGGGACAAAAAUAUAUGAUGGACUGAGUCAAUUAAGUUUUUUAUGACAGUAUUUUUUGAAUAAAAAGUUAGCAGAUUGAAUAUCAGCACAUAUGUUACCACAUAAAUGUAGAAUCAGAUUUACUUUGUUGUUCCCAAACAGAAAGAUUGAGUCGUCAAAGCAGCUAAGAUAAGAAAACUGAACAAAUGCAUAGAAAUGUAUAUGGUCACAAGAGAUACGAACACUUUACACAAUCGGCAUCUUUAAACCACAGAAAAAGGUCUUAAAAAAUAUAUAAAAGCAUGACACAACUAUUACAUUACACCAAAAUAUUACAUUAAGAGCCAAAGUAAGAGCAAGAAGGGCUAAAAAACAAAUUAAUUUCAACAAACCAUGAUAACAUGAACAAAAUAUCUUAGCCAACUUAAGAUACAAGCUUUCUUCUACUUAACUUUUUAAAAAACUUCUUGGAUAUUUUGUAUUUGAAUGUAUAAAUCAUGGUUCAUAUCAUUAAAUAAAAGUAUUAAACGUAGUGUAUUUUUUUAUUGUGAGUUUCUUCUAUCCCCUAAUAUGACAAAUUUAAUUUGGGCCAAUUAUUUUGACAAAAAAAAAAAAAAAGCAGUCAAAUUUAAUUUAAAAAGACAAGAUUAAUCUACAACCAUAAUACGGAGUAAAUUCCACAUUUAUCUAAUAACUUUACCAAUUUGAUAGACUCCCAUUGUGGACCAAACCCACUGUGCAGAAUGUAGGGUGGCUCGAAAUAAAAUGCCGAAUAUUCCCCAGAGCGCCAAAUGCAGAAUUACAGGAGGCAGCUGAUACUGAGCCCCUGGGCCGUGUCUUCUGGAGGGCAGGAGGAUAAGGAAGAGGCAGCCCACAUGGAUGCAAAAAUGGAAUCACCAAGUGAUGACCACUCAAAUAUUAUCAGUAAUCCCACAGAGAACCUGUGGGAUUACUUGAGACAACCAGAAGUGUUGCUGCGUGAGAUAAACCAGCCCGUACAGCAGCUGCAGCAGAGGAAAACUGCAUUACCCAGCAUCCUUAUCUGAAUUAAUGUCUGUUCAGGAAAAUGUCUGAAACCCUGCAUGUCUGUCUGCACAUCCUUAUUUGGUGUUGCAUUGCAAAAGCUUUCGACAGGGUGAUAUUUUGAGGGCUAACUUAAUGAUAGCAUACUUGUACCUCUUUAUACAAGCAAAGUAGAAUUUGGAAAUGUAACAGGAUAUUUGAGGUUUUCAAAAUGAGGUGAUCAUUACACAGUGGGAGGUGUUAUCGUCAUCAUGGCGGUACGAGAGGAAUGCUAAAGGGUAGGCAGUUUAGGAGGCAUACACAAAGCCAGGAUCUUCAUUAAAGCAAGUGGAAAGAAUCCUCUCUGCGGUGGCUAAUGCUCUAAUGACACCCUCAGAGACUCAAAGGAGUGACAGUUGUCAUUUGGCAAUGCACACAUGGACCCUUCAGCAUGUCUUCCAGAUCAAGAAGCAGUCAGCAUGAAACCCUAGAUGAUUACACAGAGCUCUUUAGUUUGUUUGGGUGGCAGCGAUACAAGCAGAGUGACUUUCUUUGCUAUUCUUGGCACGAUGGCACCAACCUCAGAGCUGACGGAAGACACUGGAAAUACACAAAACUAAUAUUCAAUAUCAACGUACAAAACAGUCAACAGACUCCAGCAGUUAGACAAUAUCCCUGAUUACCCCUCUUUAUCCACUGACUUCAUCAUAGGGAGUUUUCUUUGGAUCUACCCUCCUCAAAAGAAAAAGUUCUGAUGACAUCUUCUGGCAGUAAGAUCUGAAAAUGAUCAAAAGUAAUGGGAACAUUUCUUAAAUAUAAGCCAAGCUACCAGAGAGGCUCAAAGAACAGUUAUGUGAACCGCUUUUCUUUUGAGUUAAACACAUACUUAAUGGAUUGGCAUCAAAUUGUGUUACAACAUUCAUGAGUCCCAGAGGGUGAACCCUUUUCCCUUUGGUGGUUUCUUGAUUUUCCCCCACUUGUCACCACAGUAUUUAUAUUUGUGGUAUUAAGAGAAAUGUCCCAACAGUAAUUAGAAGGAAAGGCAUGAUAAUUGUGGAUAUUAGUGAUUCCCAGAGGAUGGAUCCUGGUCCUUUUAAUGGUUGUCUUAUGAGACCCUUCUUGGUAGACAUGAUCCUGGGGGCAUUUAUGAUUCCCAAAGGAUGUUUAAGGAUUUUUAAUGGAUGAACCCUUUUUUUCUCUUGGUUGUUUCCCAUCGUGCCACCGUGAGCUUCAUGUUUGUGGCAUUAAGAAAAUUGUCUCAACGAGUAUUUAAAGAAUUGGCAUGGAUGAAUUUUAGACAUUCGUAGUUCCCAGGCGGAACAACCCAAUAAUUUCAGUGAUCAACCAAUGUUUUUGUUCUUGUCCCUAGGUUCAUAUUUUACUAUUAUGAGGAGUGUCUUGAAAACUACAGAAUGAAUAGGAAUAGUUUUUUUUGACAUUCUUGGUUCCCAGAGGAUGACACUUAACCUCUAUGGUGGUCUCUUGAUGAUCUCCCUCUUACCACCACAUGGUUCCUAUUUGGCGCAUAAAAAAGAAAUCUCUGGAUGUUUGUUAAUUGGAUUGGCACAAAGUUAUUUUAGACAUUCCUGGUUCCCUGAGGAAGAUAUUUAGUCCAGACUUUCAUGUAUUGUGAUGCCUUUGAUGAACUCUAAUUUGCAGCCAUCAACUGGCUCAAGUUUGUUAAAUGACCUGUUACAAGCUUUAUGCACAAUUUAGCACGUAUUAGCAUGCUAGAUAAAGACUGGAUAUGAAAGGAGAGAAAGGGGCUCGUGGCUAAAAUCUGCAUUCUCAUUAAUGGCCAGCAGGGGCGACUCUGCUGGUAAAAAAAAAUGACAAUGCAUGGGUUUUUAAGAAGAUUAUUUCACUUUUUUCUUGAUAGCACACAUUCACAUAAUUAAUCAAUCAUUUUAAACAUUUUUUUUUUGUAGAGUAUCAUCCCAUAACGUAAAAUCUUUGAUAAGGCCAUGUACGCUAGCUGUGUGCCUCCCUUGUGAUUGACAAACUUAUGACGGCUGUGACUUGGCAAGUAGGAUUCAAACAUAGAAAUCUGAAUCUGUACAAUUACAGUGCCCUCUUUUUCUGGCCUCCAAAAACCAAGAUAGCAAAUCCCAAUAUGCCAAACUCAUGGCUCCAGAAGGUUGUGUGCUAAAAAGUGGCAAUAUUAGUUACAGUCUAAUGCUGACAAAUUUAACUACAAUACAGAGCAAAUCUCACUUAAGUUGGUAUUAAUUGUGCCAUAAAUCUGAGUGCCCCUUUUUAUAGGCCAAGUCUAGUUCAGCGUUGAAAGACUUUUUCUCCGUCUCCAUCCUGACUCUGACACAUGUGCCUUCUUUCAGCUAGAGGACGAGCUGCUGGCUCUGCAGAAGAAACUGAAGGGGACAGAGGACGAGCUCGAUAAGUACUCAGAGGCCCUGAAGGAUGCUCAGGAGAAACUGGAGCUGUCCGAGAAGAAGGCCACAGAUGUGAGUUAACCACAGAGGGUGCCAUCUGAAACACAUUAUUUACAUUACACAGGAACACCACGACUUAGGUUUCAGUCUUGAGUGUGUUAUUGAUUAGCAGGCCUGUGGACGGACUUAACUAGAAAUUACUCCACGGUUGAAGAAGAUAAUUAAUAGGGACACAUACAGGGUUUAUAAACAGAUGUUCUUUUCUAUGAGAUGGUUGAAUUAAGCAGCAUAAAACUAUGUCUGAGUGUGGCUUCUGCUGCUCUCACUUUCUCUUCAAGCCGUGUCUCGACAAGUUUAAUGUAGUUUGGUUGAUUCUAAUGUGGCGAAACAUUGCUGCGGAGUGAUGAACACUGCUGAAUAAAUAUUAGACUCAACGUUUAAUCCAUAAUCAGCAGACAUUAUUUAUCAACAGUAUUUCUAACCAUGGAAACUAAACUUUUCAAGUCUGUCGGUGGUUGUGUUUAAAACAAAGACAUGAACAAUGUCGGUAAACAUCUGUAUUACACCAAAGUUUAGCCAUGAGGUUAAACUCAGAAAUUCUUUUGUGUGUUGAACAUGGACUGGUGCAGUACAACAUUCAUGUCCAAGAGACUUUACACCAAACUUACAAUAACCUGCUCAGCUUCUACUGAUAAACCUCAAGAGAAAGCGACUCACACCCUGAGAUGAUUAAAUUGUUUCUUCUAACAGCUAGACGAGAAUCAAAAUCAAAGAAGUUAUUGGUGUAUUACUGAGGCCUGUAACAGAGUUUUUCUCAAGCAGAGACAAAACUUGGCCGGCCUGUAGCCGACCAGGAAUCCCAGGAAUGCAGCUUAAGCAAACAGAGAACCCCUUACUGCAGUUUCUAAUGAAAUCAAUGCUCAGGCCUUUUUUGGGGAGGUGAUAGUCUCUGCUCUGUCUGGCCUUACAACACAAACCUUAUGUACGACUACAGUGGAUGGCCUUUAACCAGAGCAGCUUACACACACAAUUAUGUCCUACUUAUGUCUGUAUCUUAGUUAUCUGAAAGGACAGGGUCUGAGGUGUGUUAUCUGUUAGCUCCAACAAAAAAAGGGGAAUAUGGAGGAUCCUCCUGACAUGAGACUUUUAUGGCCAGUUUUACAAACACUUGAGAUAAGACAACAAAGACACUUUUAUAGCAGAGUUUUACCUGCGACAUAAUGAAUACUAAUCCUCCUCAAUCAGUGUCUUUUUUGUACUUUAAAGUAAUACCUUAUCAUCAGUGGUGGACAGUUAGAAAGUAAACUUACAGUGAAUUUUUUAUUAUCUUAACUUUGAGGACACUUACGACUUUUGACUCCACUUCAUAAUUCUUCUUCUUACCUGCUACGUUUGUUCUGAAAUUGGCUGAUACUCUCUUUGUUUUGUUCUGCAUGAGGUUUGACUAUGUGAUGUUGCCGUACCUGUACGUCACUCAUGCUUUUAAUUGUAUUAGAGUAAAAUUUGACCAGAAGUAUCUUUACUUUUACUCAGGUAGUGAAGCGGGGUAAUUUGUCCACGACAGGUUGAUAACAGCAAUGACAGGACCAAGAUUUUGUUGAAUAAUCAACUACAACUUACUGACAUUGGAGUUUUCUUUUAGCACUAAAUAUUUUUCUAUAUUAUUUAUCAUCUAUGGUGAUGAUGGCCAAUAAAAUUCCGAGAAAUCAUUAAAAAAAGGAAGCAUCUCCACUUCUUGAUGCAAAUCUUAAAUCUUUUGUCCAACAAAACCAGCAAAUAGAGAUAAAAAAAAUGGAAAAACUUAAAGCCCCUGUGAAGAAGUUUCAGUUUGUGCCAAUUUUGGCAGCCCUGCAGACAAAGCAGUCUAGUAGAGUUUCAUGACUAAAAAUUUUAUCCUGCUGACUUUUGAGUAUCAAAUUUAUCAUUUAUUGUCAGUAUUUGAUGUGGGGAAAAAAACAGGAGCUCUUUCUUCAGCAGCCCAGCUUACACCUACAUGCUCGUACCAGUUAUAACCAUUGAAAGAUACUGAAUAAAAUCUGUAGAUCUAGUCAGGAAUGGUCUUAUUUGAUUUUUUUUUUAUCAUGAGAAGGCCUAAAUAUAAUUUAAAAUGUCCUCACGGGAGCUUUAAAAAGUCUCAUAACCAGUAAAAAGAAGUGCUGCGUGAAAAAUGAUAAAAACAGUAACAUGUUGUCAAAAUAGGUGCCUCUGCUAAAUAAAUAUACAGCAUUAAAUGUAAGCUUUCUGCACAGCUUGUUCUAAUCUUGCAUCAUAGACAGAUAAGAUCCCAGAGGUCAAAGGUCAGACUACAAACGAUCACUGUCACUUAUGUCAUACCAGGGUCCUGCAGAUCUGCCCCUUGUAAACUUGUCCAACCCUCUUACUCCUGCUGAUGUAUUUCACUCAGUUUAUGAGGGAUAUUUUUGAGUAUUAAUGUGACACAGGGACACAUACAGGAAAACAAACCAGUAAGGAGUGAGGAGGAGGAGGCACAAGAGGGCGCUGGAGGAAUGUGUCGCCACCCCAUGGCCACAGGUCAUGCCUGCAAGCAAAUCAAUUUACAUUCCUGCCAAAUGCAGGUCAACAACCCCUGUAGAAGUGUAUUAUUGCUGCCACACCCAAACCCUGGAUCCUCCCUCCUUCCUUUAUAGAUAAAGCCACGUCUGUAGACCCUUGAUUUCCUCACAGUUUACAACUCUUCCUAUUCCUCCUCUACAAAAUCAUGUCAAUCAUAUACCAUGAUUCACAUUAAAUAUGAUUCAUCAGACUGAAUCCGAUGAAUCAGACCCCUACUCGUCCUCUGGUGAUCUCUGCCCCGCUUCCUCCUGAUCACAGCACAAAUAUGCAGCCAAGGCAACACCUUACAUUUGCCAUAUAAGUCCACAAUAGAGCAGCAAGACUCUCCCUCUUUCAGGCUUUUACACACCUCUUUUGUGGAGGAAAAGGAGCAGUGCCUUCCCCUCCUAAAUCCUGUGAUGUCAUCCGAGACCAGGCUUCUUCACAGGAUUGGAGGAUCUCGCCAUAAAUUUCCUGAAAACUCCCAGCCCUUUUUUUCUCCCCAUCCCAACAGUGCACGUCUCUGACUUCCUGCCAGAGAAAAAAAAAGUCUUUUCCUCGGAGCUAGAAACUUCAAAUCAAUAACUUUUAAGGGUCCGGACAGUCAAUCCAGACGGCUACUUUUCUUCUUCCGCCUUCUUUGCGUUUGAGCAGACAAAUUAAUCGGGAUAAUGGAGGUAGUGAAGAAGAAAAUCCAGGCCCUACAGCAACAAGUUGACGAUGCGGAGGAUCGUGCACUGGAAGUACAAAGGGAGUUGGACACUGAACGGGAACUACGCGAAAAAGUGAGAAAACGUAACAUUUGUACAACUUUAGUCGCAUUUUUGUUCUGGUUUUUAUUCUCUCUUGACUGUGGAGCAUCUCUAUUGAGAGUUUGGUAACUACUUUAACCGUUCAGUCACCGCAGGUAGCGCUUAUCAUCCUAUCAUACCGCUUCUUUGAGAUUUUGAAACUUUCCAACCGUAUUCCAUAAGCAAAUUUGUUGAUUUAACUUUGUAUGGCGACAGUAAAGGUUGUUUUGGAGGCUUGUGAGACAUGGAGGCAACGUUGCAGUGACAUUCCUUCGCUGACUUUUGUUCGGCUGGGUUAUCUAACUCAAACCCGCCCUAAAUCUUCUCAAACAUGAAGAAAUGCAGCGAGCGCCCUGACUUUUACAUUAACUGUCAGCCUGGUUGUGAAAUAAUAAAAAGUGGCAGGUUUUCAGCUUGGAUUUAUCUAAUAUACGUUAAAACAUGUGGCUUGUUCCUUAAAUUUUAUUUUUCUACCCGCGUUUUAAGCCUUUCAGUCAAACAUUUGGCUCUUCAGUAUGGAAACUUGUACAUUUAUUCUCCAACUCCUCCUUUUUUUUAAGGCUCUACACAGGAAGAAGAGAGCAGACAUGGUUAUCUGUCAUAUCAGUCCCACAGGAAACAGGCCCAGAACUAGUAAUCUGUUGUCCCACAAACAUACAUGAGUUUCUACAGCAGUUCCAACAACAGGGCUGUAAAACUUGAGAUGAAUCAGGGUUAAAACUACCACUGUGUGAGCCUACAUCAGCAGUUUUCAGCAGCUGUACACUGUCAAGCGUCAAAGUCCAGGGCUCAUCAUGGUUGUUGGGUAUGAAACUAAUUACUUGAAACUGAUCUGACCUGUGUGACCAAAGAAGGGAUAUAAAGAGGCCGGUAAAGUAUACGUGGGUGGAUUCUAGGUCAUGAAAAGCUUUAAUGAAAAGAAAAUCAAACAGAACAUAAUAAUUAGGUCAUUUGAGUACAUAAUUAGCAUACGUUAGAUGGUUAAAUGUGUUAAAAAGGACUUAUUGGAAAGGAGAAACUAAGAAAAUGAUACAAAUAGCGUUUUUCAGUUACAAAAGAGCACAAUUAAACAACCAAGUUAAGAAAGUUAGUAGUUUACCUAAGAAAAAAAGUAAAACAGUAGAUUAUACUGAGUCGCACUAAUAAUCAGGCAUAUUAGAGUAACUGGUUUGAUGACAAACAAGUGGUCAAAUUGCAGCUUGAGUCAUCAUCAACAGUAUCCUUCCUCCCAUGGCUGCAGCGUGUUUCCUGGCUGACCUCUGACCUCUCUCCCUUCCUCUCUGUGUGGCUGUAGGCGGAGGGCGAUGUGGCAUCCCUGAACCGCAGGAUCCAGCUGGUGGAGGAGGAGCUGGACCGCGCUCAGGAGAGACUGGCCACAGCUCUGCAGAAGCUGGAGGAGGCUGAGAAGGCUGCAGAUGAGAGUGAGAGGUGAGAAUCAACGCAGGGCUCAGUCAUUAAGUAUCAGCCAUAGAUAUUACUCAUUAUGGGCUGUAUAUAAUGCUAAUUAUCCUUCAAGACACACCUUAAUCGAAGGCAAUUUUCACAGAUAAGAUAUACUGCUGUAACCAUGCAAAUUAGAGAACCAGGUCAAUGCAGCGAGGACAGCAAAAAGUGACAUACAUCUUUAGAUUCAGGGAGGCAAGGAAUUAAGAGAUGCUGGGUUGUUAGGGUCUGGUGGAAGGGAGAAAACGACCUAGAAAACAGAAAAUGAGAUGAAACAUAUCAAGUUGAGGAGGGAAAUUUGGCUUUUAACUUGUGACAGCAAGUCUUAAAUCAAAAUAAAAAGACUUGAUGAAGAUAUGAGAAUGAUAUAAAGUGAGUGUAAAAGUAAAAAAAGUCAAAAGUUUGAUUAAAAAUGGAUCAAAUUUAGAUUUGGACAUAAGUAUGUGAUAUUUUUCCCUCAAAAUUUCCAUGGCCAGCUAAAGCAUCACAUCACCAUCUAGAAAGAGAAGGGUGAGGCUAAACUGUCUGGCCUUAUAACACAUGAUGCUGUUUGUAAAUUUCCCAGCACUUUUGGAGUUCUGUAAAUAAUUUAGAAAGGUUACACACCAUGGGCCACUCAUUUUAUCAGCUUGUUCAGUUUUUAUAGAUACUGACAGUAAGAAAUGCUCAGAGGGGGUCCUGGCUGAACUGUGAUCCCUCAGUGGUCUUGAAUCAAGCUUAAAGCUGUCUUUGUGAUCCUCAGAGGCAUGAAGGUGAUUGAGAACAGAGCCAUGAAAGAUGAGGAGAAGAUGGAGAUCCAGGAGAUGCAGCUCAAAGAAGCCAAACACAUCGCUGAGGAGGCGGACCGCAAGUACGAGGAGGUAUGUACACCGGAGAGAUCAUGUCUCAGCUAACUUAGAGUAUUAUAUAUAUAUUCUUAUCUGUGUUUUUUAUCUCUCUCUUGUCAGGUUGCUCGUAAACUGGUGAUCCUGGAGGGUGAGCUGGAGAGAGCAGAAGAGAGGGCAGAGAUUUCAGAGCUGUAAGUGAAAUUGGCUAAAGAUGUCCACUUUUCACCCAGAUACCUGUUACAAACACAUCAGAAAAUUAAAAUGUGUUACCCUUUUCAUACAGUAAGUGUGGUGACCUGGAGGAAGAGCUGAAGAAUGUCACCAACAACCUAAAGUCACUAGAGGCUCAGUCUGACAAGGUGAGGGGUGAUGACCAAUUUCAUUCCUUCAAAAGUUCUGGGAUCAAACACUUUGAGCCUCUUUAUUGUAUAGUUUUCAUUAAAAAAUUUGUCUUUCACUAUGUUUUUGUAGUACUCUGAGAAAGAAGACAAAUACGAGGAGGAGAUCAAAAUCCUGAAUGACAGACUUAAGGAGGUAAGUUUCUGUCUGCUUGAUCUAUAUUCUCUGACUGGUGUUUUGAAUGGACCAUAAUUAUGAUUUUUGUCUUGAUUUAAGGCUGAAACCCGUGCAGAGUUUGCAGAAAGAUCAGUGGCCAAGCUGGAAAAGACCAUAGAUGAUCUAGAAGGUACGCUGCCUUUGAAUCUUUCUUUGCUUUACAGACUUCAAAUCUUUACAAAGAUUUCAUUUCUUACUCUAAAACUUUUAUCUUAUUUCUCUUUUCCAUCCUUGCUCUACGUUUCCCUCUGAACCUCCUCCACCUGUUUUGCCUCUCUCUGACCUUUGCCCUCCAGACGAACUGUACACUCAGAAGCUGAAAUACAAGGCUAUCAGCGAGGAGCUGGAUCAUGCCCUCAAUGAUAUGAACACCUUGUAAACCUUACAUUGAGCUAAUUUUCACUUUCUCUGUGUCACCUCUUGCCUGAUCAGAAGCACUUUGUCUCUCCUUUUGCUUUGAUUCUCUUUGCAUUAGUUCAAUAAAGAUAUUUUCCCUCUUUUACCCUGUUCUCUUCUCUUCUUUUUGACCUCUCCACUCUGAAAUGAACCACAUUUUUAUCAGCACAACCAUUACACUCUCGUGAUGAAUAUUAUGUUCACUUACACAGCCAGCUUUAUUGAUCUUCUAUCUUAUCUGUUGUUGUUUUUCAUUGCAGAGAACCUAUCAAAAGCAAAAGAGGAAAACUUAGGAAUGCACCAAGUCCUGGACCAAACACUGCAGGAGCUGGGUAGCUUGUAA